Molecule: messenger RNA, 2157 nt
Organism: Hypomesus transpacificus
Lineage: Eukaryota; Metazoa; Chordata; Actinopteri; Osmeriformes; Osmeridae
Product: snake venom 5'-nucleotidase-like
Exons: 9
Coding region: 36-1763 (575 amino acids)
Biological process (GO): AMP catabolic process
Cellular component (GO): plasma membrane
Molecular function (GO): nucleotide binding; metal ion binding; 5'-nucleotidase activity
Source: RefSeq, a predicted model, not a curated record
AGUUCCCAGUCUGCUGCGCUUUUACGCACACUAAGAUGUGCGUACGUACCUCCCUGUGUCGGUGCGCGCAGUGGGCUUCACUCUUUUUGCUCAUAUUUAUUGAGAGUGUUUUAACUUUUGAGAUUACAUUGCUUCACACCAAUGAUUGUCACGCACGUAUUGAGGAGACCAGCCGGGACUCGGGAAAAUGUGGCCCCAAGGGUCCUUGCUUUGCAGGAGUUGCCAGGAGGUACACUAAAAUAGAAGAAAUUCGGAAUCUGGAACGGAACGUGCUGCUUUUGGACGCGGGAGAUCAGUAUCAGGGGACCGUAUGGUUCAACUAUUACAAGGGCGAAGAGGCGGCGUAUUUCAUGAACAAGCUCGGAUAUAAUGCCAUGGCAUUUGGGAACCAUGAGUUUGACAACGGAGUGGAGGGUCUCGUCGAACCCUUUCUGCAGAAGGUAAACUUCACUGUGCUCAGUGCCAAUAUCAAGGCAGACCAAGUCCUGGCCCCAGCCAUUAGUGGCUACUACCAACCCUACAAGGUGUUUACUGUGGACUCUGAGAAGGUGGGCGUUGUGGGUUACACCACAGCAGAAACCCCACAGUUAUCCUUACCAGGUCCACACCUGAAGUUUGAGGAUGAGGUGGAGGCUCUGCAGCUGCAAGUGGAUAAACUUCUAACCCUGGGGGUCAAUAAAAUCAUUGCCGUCGGUCACUCUGGGUUUGACAUGGAUAAAAAGAUUGCCAAGCGAGUGAGAGGAGUAGAUGUUGUGAUUGGAGGACACACCAACACUUUUCUCUACACGGGCAACGCCCCAUCCUCAGAGGUUCCCGCAGGUCCCUAUCCAUUCAUGGUGCGGUCAGAGGAUGGGAGAAACGUGCCGGUGGUCCAGGCUUUCGCUUUUGGGAAAUACUUGGGAUACCUUAAGGUGACCUUUGACCCAAAAGGGAACGUGCUGAAGGCUGCUGGGAACCCCAUCCUGCUGGAUAGCAACAUUGCCCAGGACGCAGGUAUUCUGGCUGAGGUGGAGGAGUGGAAGAAGAACCUGGCCCAGUUCUCUUCAGAGUUUGUGGGAAAGACCUUAGUGUACCUCAAUGGUACCUUUGAAGAGUGUCGCUUCAGAGAGUGCAACCUUGGAAACCUAAUCUGUGACGCUAUGAUUAAUCACAACAUCAAGUAUUCAGAUGAGGUCCAGUGGAAUCACGUGGGCUUGUGCAUCCUGAACAGUGGAGCCAUAAGAAAUUCAAUAGAUGAACGCUACAAAAAUGGAACCAUCACCAUGGAGGAAGUUCUUUCAGUCUUACCGUUUGGCAUUACCUUUGACCUGGUCCAACUGAAGGGCUCAACUCUGAAAAAGGCUUUUGAACACUCAGUCAGGAGAUAUGGCAGUAACUCUGGAGAAUUCCUCCAAGUUUCAGGAAUCCAUGUAGAAUUUGACCUCUCACGACCCUCUGGGGACCGAGUGAAAUCCCUGAGCCUGCGAUGUACCCAGUGUCGAGUGCCCACGUACGAGCCCCUGGACCUAAACAGAGACUACAAGCUGGUGAUGCCCUCCUAUAUUGUAGACGGAGGGGACGGCUUCUCCAUGAUCAAGGAGGAGAAACUAAAACAUGACACAGGUGACAUGGACAUCAGUGUUUUCUCCAAAUACCUGUCGGAGAUGAAGCGAGUUUACCCCACGGUGGAGGGACGCAUUCGGGUCCAAAACUCAGUCUUGUCUGCUACUGCCAACCACUGCCUGGUCCUGGUUCUACUGGGCCUUCUGUCGUCCAUCUUUUAAGAGACAUUCAUCUUUCUACAACAAUAUUGGAAAAGGAUAGUCACUGUAAUUAAUUAUAAUAGCACAUUGGGGAUUACAGUAAACAUAUGUGCCGACUAAACCUGUGUCACUUACUAAAUAACAAAUACUGUUAAGAUGUUGAGAAUGCUUUUAAAAUGCUGUUGUAUAAUUGUUUUUGCAACGUCUGGUGUAUAUCCUAAUAACCAUAAACUAUGGUUAUCAAACCAUUGUUGUACUGGGUUUGAAUGCCCUCUUUUCCACUGUCAUACAAUACCAGUAAGGAUUUAAGGGAUGUGAUAUGAUCAUUACCAAGCGCAGAAUUGUAAAUCCACCUUGAUUUAUUUGUAUUUGCCUACUGUACCAUCACUUUUACACAGACCUUUCUACAAUCUUU